AUGAUUAGUAACUCGAAAAGUGACAAUGUUUAUUGUGUUCUUCCUUUCUUCAAUUGUUUCCUCUUCUACAUCACUAUAGAAGUACCUCGUUACUCACAACUCUUGAGCCUCAUUUUGAAAGCGCCUCAUACUCAUGGUCAGGCUAUUGAGGCCGUUACCGAACAGGUUUUAAAGACUGUUUUAUGCCCGAACUCCUUGGAUUUUAUGACAGGCCAAUCGCGUAGGCAUACCAGCGCCUUUAUCUUCGCCAAAGAGGUCGCGGUCAAGCCCGCCAUGGCGCCUCUCCGUAUUUCCGCCGAUGAUACGAGCGGGAAAUGGGCCUUCUCGUAG
This is a messenger RNA of Hypoxylon trugodes, 330 nucleotides long. RefSeq lists its product as uncharacterized. Bases 1 to 330 code for a protein of 109 amino acids. The transcript has a single exon. NCBI's taxonomy places the organism in Eukaryota, Fungi, Ascomycota, Sordariomycetes, Xylariales, Hypoxylaceae. The record is from RefSeq and is a predicted model, not a curated record.